AUGUCAGACAACGGAUCGGCAACCACAGCGACUUCCAAUCGCAAACGCAAUGGCUACAGAGGAUGUGACGACCCCGAGCGUGCCGACCCCAAUGGGACCGAUCACUCCCCACCAGAUAAUGUCACAUGGCGAGAUCGCGUUGCGCACUUUACCUGGCCUUGGUUCGCGUGCACAAUGUCCACGGGAGCUCUCGCGGUAGUGCUGUCCAACACACCAAAUCAAUUUACUGGCCUCCAAACCAUCGGCAAAGUCUUUUUUAUUCUCGCUCUGGUUUUGUUCAUUGCAUUUACUGCUAUCAUCACACUCCGGUUUAUUCUGGUACCACAAAAGUUCCUCGCUUCGUUGCAUCAUCCGGUCGAAUCACUGUUUUUCGGAAGUUAUUGGGUGACGGUCAGUCUGCUUCUCAACUGCAUGCACUUGUACGGCGUCCCAAAUACUGGACCCUGGCUCAUCAAGGCUCUCGAAAUUCUCUUUUGGAUGUACUGCGCUACGGUGUUGAUUGUUGGCAUUGGGCAAUACUAUAUUCUCUUUCAGCUGGAGCGCCUCAAGGUCAACAAUGCUAUGCCCGCUUGGAUCUUCCCAAUCUAUCCUCUGCUUGUCGUCGGCCCCUUGGCGAGUACUUUGGUUCCAAAUCAACCACAUUCGGCCGCUGUACCCAUCUGGAUCGGUGGAGUCAUGCUUCAGGGUGUCGGGUGGUGUGUAGCUCUGAUGAUGUACGCCAUCUAUACUCAGAGAUUGAUGGUCAGCGCUCUGCCGGAUCCCUCUACUAGGCCUGGCAUGUUUGUGAGUGUAGGGCCUGCUGGCUACACUGCUCAUGCUCUCAUCUCUCUCGGUCGACAAGCCCCAACAGUAUUCGGCAAUGGCGAAAUUUUCGGCAUCACAUCCCUUCCUGUUGGAGACGUGAUCAAGAUUGUUGGCAUUCUUGCUGGAUUCUUCGUGAUUCUAUUUUCCUUCUGGUUCUUCUGCGUCUCGACAGUUUCAGUCCUUGCGGGCAUCAAGGAAAUGAACUUCACAUUGAACUGGUGGGCAUUUGUCUUUCCUAACGCUGGCCUCACGCUUGCUUCGAUCCAAGCUGGAGCUGCUCUGGAGAGCUCUGGCAUCAAUGGUAUCUGCAGUGCAUUGACCAUUGGAUUGGUCAUCAUGUGGAUUAUUUGUGCAAUUGCACAUAUCCAGGCUGUGAGGAAAGGAAACGUGAUGUGGCCGGGCAAGGAUGAGGACAAGACGAUGAAUGGUAUCCGAUGNGGGGCGCAUGCUGCGUGA
Molecule: messenger RNA, 1260 nt
Organism: Aureobasidium uvarum
Lineage: Eukaryota; Fungi; Ascomycota; Dothideomycetes; Dothideales; Saccotheciaceae
Source: the annotation of a GenBank genome assembly